This is a messenger RNA of Daphnia carinata, 665 nucleotides long. Its product is annotated as salivary glue protein Sgs-3-like. The transcript has 2 exons. The record is from RefSeq and is a predicted model, not a curated record. NCBI's taxonomy places the organism in Eukaryota, Metazoa, Arthropoda, Branchiopoda, Diplostraca, Daphniidae. The coding region runs from base 141 to 629 and encodes 162 amino acids.
AAAAGAGCAUAAUUUGAAGAAGAACAACGCAGCAGACCUUCACUCGUGGCUAUAUUAAGGUGUCAAGUACCAUCAGUUGUUCAAAUAACAUCUUCGCUUCGUUCGAGAAAGCAUCUUCACUCACCAACGCGCAAGCCAACAUGAAGCACUUGGUAAGCUUAAUUGUUUUGAUAGCUGUCGUCGCGGUGGUGAAUUCCCAGUCCAGCUCUAGCACUACAGCCAAACCUGGAGCUUCCACAACGAAACGUGUGGUAACCACUGCUAAACCCGGAGCAUCCACCACUAGACGGGCAGUUAGUACUACUAGACGACUAGCUAGUACCACCAGACGACCAGCUAGUACCACCAGACGCUCAGGCAGCACCACGAGACGUCCAGGCGCUACCACCCAAAGAGGGGUAACAACUACCAAACCGAGGACCACAACUGUCAAACGGGCAGGCAGUUCAACAACAAGGCGUUCACCCACAACAGCUAGGCGUACUACCUCGGCCACCAGGCGUCCGGCAACGACGGCCAGACGUACCAGCACUACCACGAAACCCGGUACCACGACCAGCGGAGGGGUAGGGAUGAGUACGGCUAAACCCACGGCCGCUACCACCAAACGCGCAGCUAUGUCUGCUUAAGCGCUUUUUAAUAAUAUUUGACCUGCGCACGUAUAC